Thamnophis sirtalis is the source of this 3331-nucleotide messenger RNA. Lineage: Eukaryota; Metazoa; Chordata; Lepidosauria; Squamata; Natricidae. The record is from RefSeq and is a predicted model, not a curated record.
AUGACUGAACCUUGGAACUACUACCAAACGUUUGUUUUCCUUGAUAUUGAGUCCACCGGAUUGCCCAGAGACCAACCUCGCAUAGCAGAGCUGUGCCUCUUCGCUGUUCACCAAUCUUCCCUGCAGCCCUCUCCGCAGGCAAGAGGACCGCAGCUCCCGCGUAUCAUAGACAAGCUGGUCCUCUGCGUCAACCCCCAGAAACCUUUCACUCCGGGCGCACAGGAUAUAACUGGCCUCAGCAACCAAAAGCUAGAACAGAACUACAAGCCGGGAAUCAACCAUUCUUUGAUGGAGACCCUGAAAGGAUUUUUAGACCGGCAAGCUGGCCCCAUUUGCCUAGUGGCUCACAACGGUCUCCACUUCGACUUUCCCCUACUGCGUAAAGAACUGCGGCAAAUAGGCACCGACCUGCCUGCAGAUACGGGAUGCCUUGACACAUUGCCGGCCUUGAAGGAUGUGCUUAAAGAGCCGAACCUGAGCUAUAACCUGGGAAAACUCUACCAGUACUUCUAUAGAGAGGCACCAUCUGGAGCCCACACAGCUGAAGGAGAUGUGCUUACUCUUCUCCUCGUGUUUCUUGCUAAGGCCCUUGAGCUGAAGGCUUGGGCAACCUAUGGGGCCCAGAAGUGGGGGUCGAUUCAACCUAUGCAUUUCCCCCAGUCAAACAGGUUCUGAUCUCUCUCUCAAAAAAAAUAUCCUAUCUGCUUGUCUUCCAUUAUACUGAACCAUGAUUUUUAAACGAUGGUUUCUUGAUUAAACCAUACUUCAUAAACUUCAGGACUUGGUUUCUUGACAAACCAAGCUCUUUUUCUUUCCUGGAUGUAGAAAACCGCAGCAACAACCAUGGAGAAGAUAUGCUGUGGCAAUUAGAAAAACACGAUUUAAGCCUCGAACAGGAAGAGAACACUAGAAAGAAAUUCAAUCUGGUUCUGCCUAAAUUUUCUUUUGUAUCAGACAGGGGAGAGACAAGAAAGAAAAAUGCGAUGAACUUUCAGGACUUUAAUACUAAUACCUAUAUCAAUAAAUUAGAGGGCCAAUAAAUCUUGUGGGUCCUGCUACCUGAUCUGGACUUGAAGAGAUCUGGACACUUGGGAUCGUGUGGCAACUGUCUGAUCCUGGGAGAAGAUGCAGCUGCUUUAAUAAGUGGCCAACACAUGCUGUGUAAGGUCCCAGUGAAAUCUUGCUCUUCAAAUCUGAAGUGCCACGUGAUCCUAGAAAUUCCUUUUCAUUUGCACAUUUAAGGAGUUCGUCUAAUUCUACUUCAGAUUUUCAUCAUUACUUUUGAGCAUAAUGUACACAGUUGUUAUAAAGCUAAAAUUUAAAGAUGCGUGCAUUAGUUUCUCAGACAACUUUUCCUUAUUUUAAAGGAAAGGGAUUCUCCUGAAGAUACGGAUUUAAAUCUACUGGAUCUGGAUUUUGCAAAUAUUUGGAAGGGAACUUCAGGAAUCCUUUUUAUGUGCUCUGAAGGAAAAUAAAUUAUUGGUGAUAAGAAGAACAAGCUUUAGAAAACGAAUCUGCCACUAGUGUUCCAUAAUUUAUUGAAGCUAUGUUAAAUUGGGGUAGAGGUUGUUAUGGAGAAUUAAAUUUGAAAUGUGGGGUGUUUUGGUAACAGACUUUCCACUAAAGAUCCUCAAAUUUUGAGGAUUUGGAUCCAGAGGAUUUGCUCUGGAUACAAAUGCCAACUCACACACACACACGCCCUUAUGUAUCCUGAAGUAAGAUUGUUCAUAUAAGUCCCUGUUCCUCAAUUACUGCAUGUCUUAUAUUAGUAAAGAAACCUUUACAAAUUUCUGGAAGACGCCAGGUUGGAGAUGAAUAACGUUGCCUUAGCUUACAAUCAUGAAUUGAAAAGUUUAUUUUUGAAUGGGAUUGUGAUUUUAAUAUGUUUGCGGGUGAGACCAAAUUUGAACCAGGCACUUUUUGUUAUAUAUUUCAGCCAUCAUUGCUUUCAGAAGGCUUUUAACCCAUGGUAUUUAGCAUUGUGAUGUAUAAAUAUUGAUGAACAUGGAAGUAGCAUUUCUAAAUAAUAUUGGCAUAAGGAAGUUAUGCCAAACCUUCCUAGCACAGUACCUAUUUAAACUCCCACAUGCUUGUGAAAAAAAAAAUCCUAAGUAAACAAAAUGUGUUGUUCUAGAAGUACUUCCUGCUGUUUAUUUGUUUAUCUCUUAAUUAUCAGUUACAUCUGAUAGACUGCUUCCUUAUUCUGUUAUUUUCCUAUUUUUUAAAUCUUCUUUUAUUUGAUAUACUGUAUGAACAGUUGUGUAAAAAAAAAAUCAGAGACUGAAAGGUACAAUCAGUGAACUGGUUAGUUUAAAAUUGUCUCCUAAUUAAAUUGGCCACAUAUUUUAUUUUACAAAUAAAAUUUACUUUCUUUUAAAAAAUUAUAAAUAAUUGGCAGAGGUUUUCUUAAAAGAAACUCCCCUCUCUCUAAUGCUGGAAGAUGCAGCUUCGUUGCUACCUUCUCCAAAUUUGUGGGAUGCACCUCCUUGAAUGCGGCCUUAAGACAUCAGUAGGAAUGAUUUUUCCAACUGAUUUUAUUAUAAACAAGUACAUGAUUUUUUUAAAAAUGAUUAAAUUAAAGCUCAUACAAUAAAUUGGUCACAAAAUCAUGCAAAGUUUCCUUCUUUUUAACUAUCAUAGAUUGAAUUGUACACCGUGUGUGUGUGGGGGGAGAUUGGCGCUUCACCUGUGAAACUUUCCUCAAAUUAUAUAGUGACACUCCAAUUUGUUCUGACUUUUUAAUAGAAUUUGAUUUAAUAGAUGAAUGAAUCUAGGUGGAUAAUAAUCUAUGGGUUUUGAAAUGAAUUUCCUAGUUAAGGGUUUAUUUGACUCUGCACCUCAAAAAUGGUAUUUUAAUGUUUUUAAUGUACUAACUGCUGGAGAUAAUAAAUAAAUGAAAGCAUAUAUUUCAAGUAAACUUGUGUAUGGAGUUUUCUUAAUACAGUAAGCAGUACUUGCCAAACAUUUUCCUUCAUUCACAAAAAUUACUUAUGAGAAAUUCCUUUUUACCCAAUGUUGAUAAACUGUUUAAGUCAACUUAAAUGUACCUGUUUACCUAAAGAAAAAAGUUUUACCUAAUUUGGGGUAAUUUAUUCAGGCUUGGGAAGCACGGCAAUACACUAUUGAUCUUUCUAACUGAAUAUAGAAGUUCUGUCUUAAUACUUUUGAAUUGGCCUGCAGUGGGGAAAACACUAAAAUACUACAGUAUGACAUAUUGUGAAAUAACUAUGGGGAAUUGCUGAAAUACUAAAGCGGAUUUUCAACAAACUUCCUGCUUGAAGAAAUUAUUCACACAGUUGUAGGAACAUAACAAAAUUGCUAAGAAAAUCAG